CGCCGCUCUCCGCUGUGAUUGGCUCAGAGUGCGCAGACAGAGCCAGCGCUCGCUCAUGAUUGGUUGGCGUCGUAGUUGCUGGCAGCUGCAUCACGCUGUGCGCCUAAGGGCAGAGUUGCCAAUCGUCCAUCCUCUCCUCUAUGCCAUGAACAGCGAGAGCUUCAGCGCAGGAGAGCGAGUCGUCUCCCCGGCUUACAUCCGCCAGGGGAGGGAAGCCCGGCGUAGCCACGAGCAGCUCAUCAGGCUGCUGCUGGAGACGGGAAAAUGUCCACGAGAUGCUUGGGAUGAAAGCACAAUUGAACUCUUCCUUCAUGAAUUAGCGGUGAUGGACAGCAAUAAUUUCCUCGGCAAUUGUGGCGUUGGUGAAAGAGAAGGAAGAGUUGCGUCUGGCAUGGUUUCCCGACGGCACUAUCGCCUUAUUCAUGGAAUUGGAAGAUCGGGAGAUAUAUCUGCUGUCCAGCCAAAAGCUGCCGGAUCAAGUCUCCUAAACAAACUAACCAAUUCUGUAGUGCUGGACAUUCUAAAGAUGGCAGGUGUGCGUACUGCAACAAGCUGCUUUGUGGUUCCCAUGGCAACUGGAAUGAGUUUAACCCUUUGUUUUCUUACUCUCCGACAUAAAAGGCCAAAGGCAAAAUACAUUAUUUGGCCAAGGAUAGACCAGAAGUCUUGCUUCAAAUCUAUGAUUACUGCAGGUUUUGAGCCAGUGGUGAUUGAGAAUGUGCUGGAAGGAGACGAGUUACGCACUGAUCUGAAUAGUGUUGAAUCUACAAUCCAUGAACUCGGAGCUGACAAUAUCCUGUGUGUCCACUCUACUACCUCCUGCUUCGCGCCUCGUGUGCCUGACAGGCUGGAAGAAUUGGCAGUGAUCUGUGCCAAGUAUGACAUUCCACAUAUAGUCAACAAUGCCUAUGGCGUUCAGUCUUCAAAGUGUAUGCAUCUAAUCCAACAGGGAGCUUGCAAGGGCAGAAUUGAUGCAUUUGUGCAGAGCUUAGACAAGAAUUUCAUGGUUCCAGUAGGUGGCGCUGUUAUCGCUGGUUUCAACAGUUCUUUUAUUGACGAAAUUAGUAAAAUGUACCCAGGGAGAGCAUCUGCCUCUCCGUCUCUGGAUGUCCUAAUAACACUGCUGUCACUUGGUGCGAGUGGAUACAAGAAUCUCCUGACAGAAAGGAAGGAACUGUUUGCAUAUCUCUCCAAUGAACUAAUGGUCUUGGCAGCAAAAUACAAUGAGCAGUUGCUGAAAACUCCGCAUAAUCCCAUCUCAUUAGCAAUGUCUUUGGGGAAUCUGAAUAACAAAGGCGGAGAAACCGUCACACAGCUUGGAUCCAUGCUCUUUACUAGACAGGUGUCCGGUGCAAGGGUGGUGCCGCUCGGGACAUCACAGACCGUUAACGGAUACGUUUUUAAAGGUUUCAUGUCACACAGUAAUGACUAUCCAUGUGCUUACCUGAAUGCAGCUUCAGCCAUUGGAAUUAAAAAACAAGAUGUUGACAUAUUCAUCAGGCGACUGGACAAGUGCCUCAAGAUAUGUAGAAAAGAAAAAGAUUUAGGGGAUGAACCUAAAGGCGCUCAGCAGGCACCAGAGGAGGAUGUCGCUGAAUUAACAAAGAAGCUCAGUCUCGUUACAAGUGAAGCUGAGACUUGACGAGAAUAAUUAGAUAGAAGAUGAAGGAUAUUUCUACAAACUGCAAUGCAGUCGGACUGGUCCUGCUUUUCUAAUGAAUUACAUCUACAAGGAUAGUAAGAAUGUUGGAAACACUCUUAAUUCCAUAUCCUAUGAUAUUUUACAACGGACAAGUUAGAAACAUCACAGACAGGGUUUGCAUAAAGGGUUUAUUGAAACCUCUGUGGAGUGUGAGACCAAUUUAAAGCCAAGACAAGGAACGUUGAUCCAUAAUUUAGGCCUGGCAUAUGAUAGCUUUUGCUCUAUUUUAAUGCAAUUUAAAUGUGUACAGUAUGUGAGCCCUCUUAUGGAUGAACUUUGAGAGCCAGUUUACGUGGUAUCCAAUUGGCCGUGAUAAUUUACUGCGGCUAAUUGACUUCUCCUGGGGCUAUCCAAUUAGCCCUGCUGCCGACACUAAUCAGGGAUUAUGCCGCAGACAGGUGGAAUCAAAUUCCUGAUAAGACCACUUUUUCCUGAUUGCGGACACAAAAAUAAAUAGGUCCGUGACUUUUCGCGGAUCCUGUGUAUAUUUUGCACACAAAAAAAAGGGGGAAUUUGGAGGGUUUUGUCUGGAGAAAUAGGAUUGGGCAAAAAAGAUCUGCUGAAAAGUUAUUUUUAAAAAAAAUCACGAAAACCCCUCAUUCGUGAUUCGUAGGCAAAAAAUACAGUAUGUUAACUAAUUGCACCUUUUGUAAGCCUAAACAAAGGUAAAUCUUGAUUUUCAAAGUUAAAUUAAAUAUGCUUAAUCCAGUGUCAGAGCUGACACAAAAACUAAUUUAAAGUGCCUUUUUUUUUUCUAUUUUGCCUUUCCGCUAAUUUUCCAAAAUCUUCAUUACAUUUGUUUUUCUUUCUUUGGUAAAUAAAGCUUUUUAAAUUAU
This is a messenger RNA of Pseudophryne corroboree (corroboree frog), 2538 nucleotides long. RefSeq names its product Sep (O-phosphoserine) tRNA:Sec (selenocysteine) tRNA synthase (gene SEPSECS). The record is from RefSeq and is a predicted model, not a curated record. Gene Ontology annotation, molecular function: O-phosphoseryl-tRNA(Sec) selenium transferase activity; tRNA binding. Lineage: Eukaryota; Metazoa; Chordata; Amphibia; Anura; Myobatrachidae. Gene Ontology annotation, biological process: selenocysteine incorporation; conversion of seryl-tRNAsec to selenocys-tRNAsec. Bases 56 to 1642 code for a protein of 528 amino acids. The transcript is spliced from 10 exons.